Peronospora matthiolae is the source of this 918-nucleotide messenger RNA. The record is from the annotation of a GenBank genome assembly. Lineage: Eukaryota; Oomycota; Peronosporomycetes; Peronosporales; Peronosporaceae.
AUGGUCCUCAUGCUCGUCGUCAAGAACUCGGCGCCCGUGCUCAAGACGGUCGGUCAUCAAGCCCGUGGCAUGGCUACCGAGAAGCAGAUCCUCCAGCGUAUCACAGGCACGUCGAACAUCGCCAAGAUCACCAAGUCCAUGAAGAUGGUGUCAGCUGCUAAAAUGCGCGGCGCUGAGAACCGCAUGAACGCCGGUCGUCCAUUUACAGCCUGGCUGGACAAUGUCCAAGGCGGUCGGGACCGCACCAUUGAGACGGACGGCCUGGCGCCCCUGGAAGAGCUCGAGGGCGACAAUGUCUUUAUUGUCGUGUCGUCCGAUCGUGGUCUCUGUGGAGGCAUCAACUCGGGCAUUGCCAAGACGGCUCGCAAACAAGUGGCGGACGUCCCGGACCAGUCGCAGAUCUUUGUCAUUGGAGACAAGGCCCGUGCCCAGCUGCGUCGUGACCUGGGCGAGCGCAUCCGUGGCAACGUGACGGAGACGUACCAGUCGCCACCGAACUUUACCGUGGCCAGUGCCGUUGCCGAGGCUGUGAUCGCCUCGUCGCCUCAUCCCGAGUCGGAGAAGGUGCAUGUCGUGUACAACAAGUUCAAGUCGGCCAUCUCGUACUUGCCGUCGGUGCGCUCGCUGGCAGUGCAGCCGGACUCGGACGCGUUUGACCUGUACGAGAUGGAGCCGGACAACAAGGACGAGCUGCUUGCGGACCUCAAGGAGUUUGAGAUUGCGACGGCCAUUUUCCACGGCAUGCUCGAGAACUCGACGAGCGAAGAGUCGUCGCGUAUGGCGGCUAUGGAAAACGCCACCACGAAUGCGGAGGACCUCAUUGGUUCGCUCACGCUCGUGUACAACAAGGCUCGCCAGGCUCGUAUUACCACGGAGCUCAUUGAGAUCAUUUCGGGUGCCGCUUCGUUGGACGGGUAA